Messenger RNA from Branchiostoma floridae (Florida lancelet), 324 nucleotides. Its product is annotated as DNA repair protein SWI5 homolog. Lineage: Eukaryota; Metazoa; Chordata; Leptocardii; Amphioxiformes; Branchiostomatidae. Gene Ontology annotation, cellular component: Swi5-Swi2 complex; Swi5-Sfr1 complex. The record is from RefSeq and is a predicted model, not a curated record. The coding region runs from base 1 to 324 and encodes 107 amino acids. The transcript has 4 exons. Gene Ontology annotation, biological process: double-strand break repair via homologous recombination.
AUGGUUGUUUUUGUUGGCUAUUUGAAAACUUUACCCCCAAAGGUGAGGUCUCCGGCCCCCGCCCCCAGUACGAGUAAGGACCCGGCAUUGGUAGCUGCUGAAGUGGAGGCUCUGAGAAAAAAAGAGGCAGAACUGAAGGAGCAAAUAGCACAGCUUGAGCAAGAAGGUUACGAUGUGGAGGACCUGCCUGAGUGUAUCCAGGUGCUGCACAGGUACAAUGAGAUGAAGGAUGUGGGACAGAUGCUGCUGGGGAGACUAGCUACCUUGGAAGGAGUGACCACAAGAGAGAUGUACCAUGAAUUUGAUCUGGAGCUAGAGGACUGA